UAGAAAAUGUAUUACUUUUUCUAUCUACAAUAACAUUAACAUGCCUUUAUGUUGAUGUGAAAGCAGGACGCCUCCAUUUCUUCCCAGAUGUCUGACUGUGACAUCCGAUCUUCCUGAGCCUCACACUAAGACUGCAGGAGGAUUAGAAACAUCAUUCAAUGUGUUUUUACUUAUAUAGUCUGUUUCACAUUCAGAGGGAAUUAGGAAAUUCAAAGCGGAACUAAAAGUCUGUUUCGUGUUUCUUCAGUGGAGCCACCGUGAAACACAGGAAAUGAAAACAAAGCCCAGAUAGCUGCGUUAGCUUUUCUUCAGUUUUAAUGUAGUUUGUAGACGGGUUUGGUGUAUUUGGCAAAUAUUUGAGUGUUUGCAGUAACUCUGUCUUCACUUUAGUCCCAGAGAGAGUUAAUCAACGAGCAGCUAACUGCUGCUGAAGAAACUUUAACGGACCUUUAUAAAAUCAUCGUCCAGUCCGAGGAAGAGAUGGAUGAUCAGCCCAGACUGCUGUUCUCCCGGAUUCCCCUGAUAAUCUUACACCGAAUAGAUCGCCCACGAUGCUGUGUGUGUAAAGAGGAGGUUCUCAAUAAGCUCAGCAACCAGAAGAGGAAGUCCACUUUAAAUGAAAAGGAGCUGGAAGAUCAACAGUUCAGAGAGGAAGAGAAUCAACUCUGCAUCAGUCAGGAUGAAGAGCAGCUUGUGCUGAAACAAGAGACUGGAGACAUUUUAGUGACUCCUUCUAAUGUACAAAAACUCAACAAUGAAACAGAACCAAACCGGAACCAACUCGUCUCUCAAGCUUUUCCAGAAGAUGAGAACCAGGUUGAGGAAGGAAGCAAUUUUGGAGACCCAGGAGAAAAGAGAGACAAAGAGCAGAAACAAAACAAGAGAUGUCAGAAAACCAUACGGCAAAAAGGAACUACUGAAGGUCCAAAACAAGAAAAGCACAAAAAAUCUCACCUAAAGAAAAAAUUAUAUCCUUGUACGGUUUGUGAUAAAAUCUUUUCCGGAAACGAGUGUUUGACGAGACACACAAGAAUUCACACAGGUGAAAAGCCUUUCACAUGUAUUAGUUGUGGAAAGAGUUUCACUCUGAAAAGUAAUUUAGCUACUCACAUGAGGAUUCACACAGGUGAGAAGCCUUUCACAUGUAUUAGUUGUGGGAAGAGUUUCACUCAUAAAAGUAAUUUAGCUACUCACAAGAGGAUUCACAAAGGUGAGAAGCCUUUCACAUGUAUUAGUUGUGGGAAGAGUUUCACUCAGAAAAGUAAUUUAGCUACUCACAAGAGGAUUCACACAGGUGAGAAGCCUUUCACAUGUAUUAGUUGUGGGAAGAGUUUCACUCAAAAAAGUCGUUUAGCUACUCACAAGAGGAUUCACACAGGUGAGAAGCCUUUCACAUGUAUUAGUUGUGGGAAGAGUUUCACUCAUAAAAGUAAUUUAGCUACUCACAUGAGGAUUCACACAGGUGAGAAACCUUUCACAUGUAUGACUUGUGGAAAAAGUUUUACGAAGAGAAAAGGAUUAACUUCUCACAUGAGGAUUCACACAGGUGAAAAACCUUUCACAUGUAUUAGCUGUGGAAAGAGCUUCACUCAAAAAUGUAGUUUAACUACCCACAUGAGGAUUCACACAGGUGAGAAACCUUUCACAUGUAUGACAUGUGGAAAGAGUUUCACUCAAAAAUUUAGUUUAACUACCCACAUGAAGACUCACACAGGUGAGAAACCUUUCACAUGUAUUACUUGUUUAAAAAGUUUCACCCAUAGAAAUAGUUUAUCUGUUCACAUGAGAUCUCACAGUAGUCAGACUAUUUAAUGUGAACCUCAAGUACCAAGUUGCUCUGUAACUUGUCUUAUUCUGUAAUUACACCUGAGUGAAGUUGCCCCUCCAUAACUCCUCCCACAGUCUUCAAAUCUAACAAAGUUCCUGUCAAACAUUUUUGCAGCAACAAAAAAAUCACUUUGCUGCUUUUGCUUUGAAAAUAUUGAUGAUGACCUCAGAUGACCUCUGGAUAUCUUUCUAUUUUUUUUUUUACUAAUAUCUUUAAAAUUAUACCUGAAGACAGUGGGGUGAGUUGUUGUAGGGCAACUUCGCUCAGGUAGUAAUUACAUCUGGAUCACAUUUUAAAAUAUUUAGUUUAGUUAAAACAGCUUUUCAGUUAAGAGUUAUAAUUGUAGUUACAUAUUAGAUUCAUGUUAUGGGUUCAUGUUUGGACCGGUAGACUACAGCUACUAGGAUGGGGAUUAAUGUUUUCUGUAUUUGAAUGUAAACAUCACUCAUUAUUACUUUCAUUAUGUUUUAUGUUUCUGUUUCAAGAUAGAAAUAAUGAAUCAGAGUGAAUGUCAGACUUUGUGGUUUUUAUGUAAUAAAGUAAAUUUCCCAUUGUGAUGUUUUUUUUUCUCCAGUUUAGCUGUGGAUUGUGACUCGUUUAAAGGUGUAGUUGGUGGCUGCAUGCAUCAGUGAAACCAAGCUUAGACUAGUUGGACACCAUCUGUUUUAUUCACCAAGCUUAUAUUCAAAUUGAAAAAUACU
This is a messenger RNA of Xiphophorus couchianus (Monterrey platyfish), 2529 nucleotides long. Its product is annotated as gastrula zinc finger protein XlCGF8.2DB-like. Gene Ontology annotation, biological process: regulation of cytokine production; negative regulation of transcription by RNA polymerase II; regulation of immune system process. The record is from RefSeq and is a predicted model, not a curated record. Gene Ontology annotation, molecular function: RNA polymerase II cis-regulatory region sequence-specific DNA binding; DNA-binding transcription repressor activity, RNA polymerase II-specific. Gene Ontology annotation, cellular component: transcription regulator complex; nucleus; PcG protein complex. Lineage: Eukaryota; Metazoa; Chordata; Actinopteri; Cyprinodontiformes; Poeciliidae. Bases 481 to 1812 code for a protein of 443 amino acids. The transcript is spliced from 3 exons.